AUGGUGACUGAGGAUUCUGUUAAUGAAGAUGAUGGCAGUAAUGCAACGGGGCGAAAUACAGAUAGCGGGGAGAAAGAAACUGAUAUAGUGUCUAUUGUUAUUGCGGGGGGGAACACAGAAAAUGUUGAGGAAAAAAUUGACACAGUGGCUGAGUCCAUUGUAGAGGAGGAAGAGAUGGGCCUGUAUCUGGGCGAUCGAGCGUAUCUGCGCAGCAGCUGGAACGUUCUGGAUGGUUUUCUCGUGUUCGUGUCUCUGAUUGACAUUGUGGUGUCGAUGGCGGGCGGAGCCAAGAUCCUGGGCGUGCUGCGGGUGCUGCGACUGCUGAGGACAUUACGCCCGCUCAGGGUGAUCAGUCGCGCUCCAGGACUGAAGCUGGUGGUGGAGACUCUGAUCACGUCGCUGAAGCCCAUCGGAAACAUCGUCUUGAUCUGCUGCGCUUUCUUCAUCAUCUUCGGCAUCCUGGGAGUUCAGCUCUUCAAAGGGAAGUUCUUUUACUGUGUGGGUUUGGAUGUGAAGAACAUCACCAAUAAAUCCGACUGUCUGUCCGUGAAUUACCGCUGGGUUCAUCACAAGUACAACUUUGACAACCUGGGGCAGGCUCUGAUGUCACUGUUUGUGUUGGCAUCUAAAGACGGAUGGGUAAAUAUCAUGUACCAUGGGCUGGAUGCUGUCGGGAUCGACCAACAGCCCGUCAAAAACAACAGCCCCUGGAUGCUGCUGUACUUCAUCUCGUUCCUGCUGAUCGUCAGCUUCUUCGUGCUGAACAUGUUUGUGGGAGUGGUGGUGGAGAACUUCCACAAGUGCCGUCAGCAUCAGGAGGUGGAGGAGUUCCAGCGGCGGCAGGAGAAGCGGCAGCAGCGGCUCGACAGGAGGAGGCGCAAGGCCCAGCGUCUGCCGUAUUACGCCUCGUACGGCCGCGUUCGUCUGAUGAUUCACUCGUUCUGCACCAGUCAUUAUCUGGACCUCUUCAUCACCCUCAUCAUCUGCAUCAAUGUGGUCACCAUGAGCCUGGAGCACUACAGCCAACCACAGUCGCUGGACCUGACGCUUCAGUACUGCAACUACUUCUUCAGCUCCACGUUUGUGGUGGAGGCGACGCUGAAGCUCGUGGCGUUCGGCAUCAGGCGCUUCUUCAAAGACAGGUGGAACCAGCUGGAUCUGGCCAUCGUUCUGCUGUCUGUGAUGGGGAUCAUUCUGGAGGAGAUUGAGAUAAACGCUUCACUUCCCAUCAAUCCCACCAUCAUCCGCAUCAUGAGAGUCCUGCGAAUCGCCCGCGUUCUUAAAUUAUUGAAGAUGGCCACAGGAAUGAGAGCGUUGCUUGAUACCGUGGUGCAGGCUUUACCGCAGGUGGGGAAUCUGGGUUUGCUCUUCGUUCUGCUGUUCUUCAUUUACGCUGCGCUCGGUGUCGAGCUGUUCGGGGAACUGGUGUGUAACGCUGAUUACCCGUGUGAAGGCAUGAGCCGGCACGCCACCUUCGAGAACUUCGGCAUGGCGUUCCUCACACUCUUCCAGGUUUCCACAGGAGACAACUGGAACGGCAUCAUGAAGGACACACUGCGCGAGUGUCCGCCGGGCGACAGCUCCUCCUGUAACUCCAGCCUGCAGAUCAUCUCGCCCAUGUACUUCGUGAGCUUCGUGCUGACGGCCCAGUUCGUGCUGAUUAACGUGGUGGUGGCCGUGCUGAUGAAGCACCUGGACGACUCCAACAAGGAGGCGCAGGAGGACGCGGAGAUGGACGCGGAGAUCGAGCUGGAGCUGCAGGCCGGCCUGUGCUGUCUGGGCCGGCCGGACCGGGUCUCGGGCGCUGGCGGAGGCGAGAGGACGGCGGGGAGCCAGAGGAACACACACACGGCUGCGGUCCACACCAGUCAGAGCACACACACACACCGCAGGACAUCAGCGGACACACUCCAGCAGAGGAGACUCUGCUCACCUGCACAGGAGAGCCAGUGGCUGGAGAGUGUGUCUCUGCUGAUGAAGGAUUCUCUGGAUGGAGAAAUGCAGAUGAUUGAUAAUCUGUCAGGAUCAGUGUUUCAUCAUUACUGCUCUCCACCAAUCAGACGAGACGGCAGGAGCCAAUCAGGAGAGAUCCGGCUGGCGGAGAUCGAACAAACGUCUCUGAUGUCGGAGCAACUGUCGGAUAAAUCCUCAUCACCGGCUCUCACUGACAUCAGCCUGGAGGACCACAGUGUGUACCAGCUACUGGACAGAGACUGUAAGGAGGAAGAGGGCAGCGGGGGCUUGAGCACAAAAGAGGCCGUGAGCAGAAGCGAGGGAUCCAGCCCAGGAAGAGGAAGACAGGAACAGGAAGUGAGGCGUGAGGUCGGAGGUCAUCGGCUCCAGUCUCCAGCUCACACCGGAGAUGUCAGUGCAGGAGACAGCCGGACGUCUUCACCUCUCUUCCAUCUCCCAGCUGAGUUCUUCCACCCCACCACCGGCGCGAUCCCCCAGGGCAGCCCAGCCACCGGAGCGGCCCCGCCCGGCUCCAGACACGCUUCUCCAGCCUCGUGGGCUUCCCUGAGGUCCCCGGGGGCCAACAGCAGGGUCACGUGCUCACAGACGUCCCGCAGUAACUCCUCACUGGCCACGGGCAGCUCCAUAGGGAGUCUGCAGACCACACUAGAGGAGGGGUUCUCCUCGCCAGGAGACCCGACGCUUCCCUUAAUCUGCAGAACCCACGUUCCCCCUCCAGAACACACUCAGAGACCUCGUGCUCCUCAGACUACGCUCAACCUCCAGGCCACCAGGGGGCGGCAGAGGACUCGGAGCAGACACAGUGACUGCACAAACCCUAACUGGAUCCGACGGGACCCCACAGAACCAUCCGAUGAGGAAUCAGGAGUUAGAGUUGCUAAUCCUGAACAGUUAUCGGAUAACUUGAGUAGCUUCUCUCUGACGUCUCUGCACCCGCCCGACUCUCUAGCGCCGCCGCUGGCCAAGAAGUGCAACAGCACUGGGAGUUUAGCGGUCCAGAAUAAAGAUGGGAGACGCUUAAUCGGAUUCAACCCCUGGACUGACGCGACGAGUGAGGAAACUGAGAGGGAGACCAAGACGUGUAGACAGACUGUGGGUUCUAGUUGGCGUAAGAACAGAUGAAAUGCACGUUUUGCUCCAGG
Molecule: messenger RNA, 3116 nt
Organism: Rhinichthys klamathensis goyatoka
Lineage: Eukaryota; Metazoa; Chordata; Actinopteri; Cypriniformes; Leuciscidae
Product: voltage-dependent T-type calcium channel subunit alpha-1I-like
Exons: 18
Coding region: 1-3096 (1031 amino acids)
Biological process (GO): calcium ion transmembrane transport; sodium ion transmembrane transport; positive regulation of calcium ion-dependent exocytosis
Cellular component (GO): voltage-gated sodium channel complex; plasma membrane; neuron projection
Molecular function (GO): voltage-gated sodium channel activity; low voltage-gated calcium channel activity
Source: RefSeq, a predicted model, not a curated record